Triticum aestivum (bread wheat) is the source of this 544-nucleotide messenger RNA. RefSeq names its product LIMR family protein Os06g0128200-like. The record is from RefSeq and is a predicted model, not a curated record. The coding region runs from base 7 to 351 and encodes 114 amino acids. The transcript has 4 exons. Lineage: Eukaryota; Viridiplantae; Streptophyta; Magnoliopsida; Poales; Poaceae.
CUGACAAUGAUUUAUGAUCUUAGAUUAAUUGUAUCGAUUGCUUGGGUAGCACAUAUUUAUCAUAUAAUUGUAUCUUCUUUCCUGAAUGAGAUCUUCAUAAAGCUGGACAGUGUUUGGGGUCUGCUUGGGACUGCUGCUUUUGCAUUCUUCUGCUAUCUCCUCAUCGCAGUGAUUGCUGGAGAAAUGAUGCUUGGCCUGAAAUUAGUUUUCAUCAGCAUUCACCCAAUGAAAUGGGGAGGAACGUUGAUGAACUCUUUUCUGUUUAAUGUUGAACUGAUCCUACUUUGUUCCAUCAGAUGGUGCAAGUACAAAAGGUGCAGAAGAUUGUAUGCCCGAGUGAUGCUUGCUUAACCAAACUUCAUUUCUUACUAAGAUGGAUUAAGCCUGAGUGGAGGUAGUAGUUGUGUGCAGGGUUGAUGUGUGCAAGCUAGAAGCUAAAAUUUGAAUUGAGAUAUGUUAUUAUUCAUGCCUCCACUUUCUCAGAUAUUUUAGUUUAUAGGAAGAAUAAUAGCAGAACCAUUUCUUGUUGCCACGCAUUGAAGGA